This is a messenger RNA of Physella acuta, 2936 nucleotides long. RefSeq names its product threonine--tRNA ligase 1, cytoplasmic. Gene Ontology annotation, biological process: threonyl-tRNA aminoacylation. The record is from RefSeq and is a predicted model, not a curated record. NCBI's taxonomy places the organism in Eukaryota, Metazoa, Mollusca, Gastropoda, Physidae. Gene Ontology annotation, cellular component: mitochondrion; cytoplasm. Gene Ontology annotation, molecular function: ATP binding; threonine-tRNA ligase activity.
GUAUCGCCGACAACUCAACAAGAUGGCCGAUAACGUGGCAAGCGCUGUUGAAAACAUGGAUAUUUCCGAGAAAUCAAAGGCAUGAGCAGUUGUAAUUUUUUAUGAAAAAGGAAAAUGUUUUCCUCGCGGAUUAGUUUACUUCAGUUUGCAAAGAGAAUAGGUUCAACUUACUUGAGAGCUAAAAGCCUGAAAGCAGAUAAGAUAAAAAAUAUGAAUAGUGGUGACAAGCGCCCAUUGGAGCUUCAGCCUCCACCAGCCUUUAUUGAAGAAAGGCAAAAGCUAUGGGACAAGCUUAAAAAAGAGCGGGAUGAGUGGGUCGCAGCACAAGAUAAAGUUCCAAUCAAGAUAAAAUUACCUGAUGGAGCAGUGAAAGAAGGCAAUGCAUGGAAAACAACCCCUUAUGAAAUCGCUGUGAGCAUUAGUCAAGGUCUGGCUGACAACACUGUUGUAGCAAAAGUUAAUGGUGAACUGUGGGAUCUUGAUAGACCCUUAGAGAAGGAUUCAGAUCUUCAAUUGCUUAAGUUUGAUGACCCUGAUGGUCAGUACGUAUUCUGGCAUUCAAGUGCUCACAUUUUAGGUGAAGCCAUGGAAAGACACUAUGGUGGACACUUGUGUUAUGGGCCUCCCAUUGAAGAAGGGUUUUACUAUGACAUGUGGACUCCAGAGCCAGUAUCUAGCAACGAUUUGCCUAAUCUGGAACAACUAGCAAAAAAUAUAACAAAGGAUAAACAACCUUUUGAAAGGCUUGAAAUGACAAAGGAAGAUCUUCUAAAAAUGUUUGAGUAUAAUGAAUUCAAACAAAGAAUAAUCAAGGAGAAAGUAGACACUCCAACAACCACUGUUUACAGAUGUGGUCCACUUAUUGAUCUUUGUCGGGGUCCUCAUGUCCGAAAUACUGGUAAAGUGAAAGCUUUAGCCGUCACCAAGAAUUCAUCGACAUAUUGGGAAGGCAAUGCAGAAGCUGAAAGCUUACAAAGGAUAUAUGGCAUAUCUUUCCCUGAACCAAAGCAAUUGAAAGAGUGGAAACAUUUUCAAGAGGAGGCUGCUAAGCGAGAUCAUAGAAAAAUUGGAAAGGAACAAGAACUAUUUUUCUUCCAUGAACUUAGUCCUGGUAGCUGUUUCUUUUUGCCCAGGGGUGCGCAUAUUUAUAAUACACUGGUUGAUUUUAUUAAGAAUGAAUACUGGCAACGAGGCUUUACUGAAGUGGUUUCCCCAAACAUAUACAACAGCAAGCUUUGGGAAAUUUCUGGACAUUGGCAACAUUAUGCUGAAAACAUGUUCUCAUUCGAAUGUGAAAAAGAAAAGUAUGCCCUAAAGCCCAUGAACUGUCCUGGUCAUUGCUUAAUGUUUGAUCACAGAGUGCGCUCAUGGCGUGAGUUACCACUGAGACUGGCAGACUUUGGUGUGUUACAUCGCAAUGAAGUAUCUGGCGCCCUCUCAGGUCUGACCCGUGUCAGAAGAUUUCAGCAAGAUGAUGCCCAUAUUUUCUGCAGGAAAGACCAGAUAAAAACUGAAAUUGCAAGUUGCUUGGAGUUCUUAAACAGUGUUUAUAGUUCCUUUAACUUCACUUUUAAUCUCAAAUUGUCAACCAGACCAGAGAAAUAUUUGGGAGAAAAAUCAGUCUGGGAUGAAGCAGAAAAGAACCUAGAAGAAACUUUGAAUGAAUUUGGACAUAAAUGGGAGCUAAAUCCUGGAGAUGGUGCAUUUUAUGGGCCAAAGAUUGAUAUAACAAUCAAUGAUGCACUCAAGAGGAGUCACCAAUGUGCUACUAUACAACUAGAUUUCCAACUACCUGAGAGAUUCAACCUAACUUUCACUAAUGAUAAACAAGAGAAAGAAAGACCAGUUAUUGUUCACCGAGCAAUUUUAGGUUCUGUGGAACGAAUGAUUGCCAUUUUAUGUGAAAACUUUGGUGGCAAAUGGCCAUUUUGGUUGUCCCCAAGACAGUCUAUUGUGAUUACUGUGGCACCCGCUUUUGAUGAUUAUGCUCAAGAGGUAAUGAAAAAGAUACAUGAUGCUGGUUUCAUAUGUGAACAUGAUCUUGAUCAAGGCACCACAAUGAAUAAAAAAAUUCGUAAUGCACAACUCAGCCAAUAUAACUUCAUAUUUGUUGUUGGUGAAAAAGAAUUGGCUAACAAAACAGCAAAUGUGCGCACUCGUGAUAAUAAGAUCCAUGGAGAGCAUAGCAUUGAUCACAUCAUUGCUCGUUUUCAAGAAUUCAAGAAAAAUAAAUCCCUUGAUGCUGAAGAAAUAUUUUAAACUCUAAACACUCUAAACAGUUAAAAAAUUCUCAGUUUUGUUAGUUCUACUAUUGAUCCAAAUUCAAGUUACAUACUUGUGCUUUACUAUUGCUUGUAGUAUGUCAUGAAUUCACUAUGUAAUUGGUUACCUUAUACAGAUACUUUAAUUUAAUUUUCUGUUGUUGUAAAAGCAGAGAACUGUUUACUAGUAUUUUUUCUCCAAUGCAAAUAUUGAAUUGGAAAUGAUUGCCAGUUAUAUUGGGAUUUGUUUGUAUCUAAAUUUUUAAUUACCAUCAAAAGUCAAACAUAAUUUCAUUGACUAAACAGAAAAAUACAAGUAAAACAUGUGUAAACUGCUAACUGGUGGCUUUUAAUCUUAGUUGCUGUUAAAGCUAAUUCCUAACUUGAUGGUGUUUGUUGUUUCCUUAUAAAUUAUUUUGUGAAGGAUUCACUUAAAUAGUUUUAUAUGUAGUAGUUCAUUACUUUAUUUUGCUGUUGUAACAUGGCAACAUUAUUUAAACAAAUAAAAAUAUCUUUUGCAGUUCUCAAAUGAAUCCUAAGUGCUAACAUAGUGUUUUUAUUUUACUGUUUAACUACUACAUGUAUUGUUGUUUUGUUUUUUUAUUCUUUACAUUGUUUUGGACAUGUACGGCUAUACUUUGAGUAAAAUUCAUGAUUAAAUUUCUUAAAUGUUCA